Molecule: messenger RNA, 906 nt
Organism: Auanema sp. JU1783
Lineage: Eukaryota; Metazoa; Nematoda; Chromadorea; Rhabditida; Rhabditidae
Source: the annotation of a GenBank genome assembly
AUGAUAUCUCAGCGUCUCACGUUUGAGGAAUUUGAUAUCCUGCUCGCACAGCAGCCUGGAGAAACGUAUCGUCAGAGAGCUGAAGGAGUAGCAUUUAGAUUAGCUACAACGCGUCAUCCAGUCACCGCAACUCAGUCAGUCCCGUCGAUUGAUGAAGUCCUUCAAGCCUUCAUCUUAGCCAAACCUGCCAAGGAAAAUUCUAAGAAUCCAAGCGUUCUUCGUACCACAUCACGUCAAUUCCUAGAAUUAGAAGAGGAAUUGAGAUUAGUAUUAGCAAAGAAGUCUUCACCAGAAGACAUUAAAAGUGAUAAGUGGUUCACCAAACAUCCAGAUCCAAAGGGUUAUGUUCCUAUUGACUUCGAGAAGUUGCAACACUACUUCUCUGGAAAUUAUGGAAUGAGAUACCAUUAUGAUCUGAAAAUGAUGGUUCCAAGUAAUGAAGAUCAAAGACGUCUAUUCUACUUUUUCUUGCCUAUUUUGAAAGAGAAAGGACUAGAAACGAGUGAUCUUACCUUCAAACAGCGAGGUUUUGAAGGAACUGCAGAACGUUCAACUAAGGUGCAGCUUUCUACCAUCACACCUGGUCCAACGUUGUCUCUGAGAGCACCAGUAACUAAGCCUGCUCCUACUACGACAACGACUACCCCGCAACCAACAACCACUAGGAGAACGACUACAACGACUACAACGACUACGACGACUACGACCACUCCAAGGACGACGACGACAACUAUGAGACCCACGUGGAUUCCGUGGUCAUCAACAACUAAGUUCAUUCCGAAAACAACUCUUCAUUCAUCUCCGAGACCAACGACCACUACUAUACGAAGUAUGCCCGCAACCAAUCCAGUUAAGCCGAUGACGACUAGCCAGACGAAAAUCGAUAGUGCAACUCAAAAAAAGUGA